Molecule: messenger RNA, 948 nt
Organism: Galendromus occidentalis (western predatory mite)
Lineage: Eukaryota; Metazoa; Arthropoda; Arachnida; Mesostigmata; Phytoseiidae
Exons: 6
Coding region: 1-948 (315 amino acids)
Cellular component (GO): membrane
Source: RefSeq, a predicted model, not a curated record
AUGGAGGAUUUCAAUCGGCACAACAUCCACGCCUUGGAAAUGAAUCACGUAGACUUCGACAGGUACGAUAGACGUGCGUCGUCGGUUGCCACCGUCGAACAACUUGAGACGCAAGACCAGAAAGUGAAAAAUCAACAGUUGGCCAACGCAGCCUAUAUCGGCUUGUUGACGAUCAUCAUCAGUUUCGUUUCCGCAUUCGUCUUACUCGCAUCGUUCAUGACGGCGGAGUGGGAGUUCUUGCUCCAUGAUCGUCAAGCUAUCCUCAAUCUGACAUCAUCGGGGCUACCGGAGAACAUCUUGAGCAUUGCUUCACCAGAGUGGUCAGACAAUGUAGUUAAGGUGGAGAUCCGCGUGGUGGAACGGAUCGAUCCUCUGGAUCCGAACAGCUCGACUACCGAGAAGAAUCGAACGACGUACCUCGUUGAUCUGAGAGCUGGAAUAUACCAGGCGUGCAUUGUGCUUCCAGAGCAAGAGAGAAUCCACGCGGAACGUGUGGGGGCUUUUCCAUCAUGCGUCUCGUAUUUGGCGCUGACGGAAGACAUCAAUCGAAAGAGGCUCGUCGACCUCUACCCUUGGCUUGAAAAAAUGAGGAACCUAGCGAUCUCAUGCUCCUUGGUCACGCUAAUCUUGGUAGCAUCGACGAUACUCCUCGGUGCGUUCGGCCUUGUGUUCAAGCAGCUAUCAGCUCUCAUGGUGACAGGUGUCCUAUUUCUCAUGGCUGGGAUUUUCGGGAUAUUCACCUACUGCUUCAUGAUUUUCAGACGAAACCAUCAACACGGAGUGCACACAGGGACCGCUUAUGACAAAUUCCUCAUGACGAAUCCCAUCCUGACAAAAUAUCGUCAUUACGAAGGCGGCUGGGCAGCUCAAUUAGGGGCGUUUGGGAUUUUUCUAUGCUUCGCCAGCUCGGCGAUGUGGUUGCUUCUGGCGCGGUGCCUCAUUAGGUAA